UGAGGCGGCGGCAAGAUGGCGGCGGCGGCGGCAGCUGGAAGUGGGGCGAGUCCUGCGCUGUCCUCGGGAGGGGAAGAGCCACCAGCGGGCCCCGAGUCGCCGGCAGAGGAGGCGGUGUCAGCGGGGCCGAGCGCGGGGUUCCGGCUGACGGCGGUGCGGAGGGAGCCGGCCGUGCGGCUGCAGCACGGCGUGAGCGGGCUGGAGCCGCUGGCCUGGUCUGAGGACCACCGGGUGUCGGUGAGCACGGCCCGGAGCAUCGCCGUGCUGGAGCAGCUCAGCGACAUUCACAGCGGCGGGCAGGAGCUGGUCAUCCACCGCACGGCCGUGCCCGCGCCCGCCGCCGGCUGCCUGCUCAAGGUUGGUUCAAAAAAGGAGGUUGCAGAAUGUAAGGAAAAGUUUGCAAACUCUAAGGAUCCAACUGUUAGUCAAACCUUUAUGCUAGAUAGAGUAUUCAACCCUGAAGGAAAGUCACUACCACCUAUGCGAGGAUUCAAAUAUUCCAGCUGGUCUCCGCUGGGUUGUGAUGCUAAUGGAAGAUGCCUUCUAGCAGCUCUAACAAUGGACAAUCGAUUAACUAUCCAUGCUAAUCUCAACAGACUACAGUGGGUGCAGCUGGUUGAUCUGACAGAAAUGUAUGGGGAGCGUCUGUAUGAAACCAGUUACAAACUUUCUAAGGUUGAGACCCCCAGAGGAGAACUAGGGGACUUUGCAGAAUUUCAGAGACGACAUAGCAUGCAGACUCCAGUCCGUAUGGAGUGGUCAGGUAUCUGCACCACCCAGCAGGUGAAACACAACAAUGAAUGCCGAGAUGUUGGCAGUGUGCUCUUAGCCGUACUCUUUGAAAAUGGAAACAUUGCUGCUUGGCAAUUUCAGCUUCCUUUUGUGGGUAAGGAAUCCAUCACUUCUUGCAAUACCAUAGAGUCAGGAAUAAAUUCCCCUAGCGUCUUGUCUUGGUGGGAAUACGAACACAACAACCGAAAGAUGAGUGGACUCAUUGUAGGGAGUGCUUUUGGACCGGUUAAAAUCCUUCCUGUCAACUUAAAAGCAGUUAAAGGCUACUUCACACUCCGGCAACCUGUUGUCUUAUGGCAAGAAAUGGACCAGUUGCCAGUACACAGUAUAAAAUGUAUUCCUCUCUACCAUCCUUACCAGAAAUGUAGCUGUAGCUUAGUGGUGGCUGCAAGAGGGUCUUAUGUGUUUUGGUGUCUUCUCUUGAUAUCCAAAGCAGGUCUGAAUGUCCAUAAUUCCCAUGUGACAGGGCUUCACUCUUUACCAAUUGUAUCCAUGACUGCGGAUAAACAGAAUGGCACAGUAUAUACAUGCUCAAGUGACGGAAAGGUAAGGCAACUCAUUCCCAUCUUCACAGAUGUUGCAUUAAAGUUUGAGCAUCAGCUUAUUAAGCUGUCUGAAGUGUUUGGCUCUGUGCGGACUCACGGGAUAGCUGUAAGCCCAUGUGGCGCAUACCUAGCGGUUAUUACAACAGAGGGCAUGACCAAUGGCCUUCACCCUGUAAACAAAAACUAUCAAGUUCAGUUUGUAACUCUCAAAACAUUUGAGGAAGCAGCUGCUCAACUCUUGGAGUCUUCUGUGCAAAAUCUUUUUAGACAAGUGGACCUGACGGACCUUGUGCGCUGGAAGAUUUUGAAGGAUAAGCAUAUCCCUCAAUUCUUACAAGAAGCCUUGGAUAAAAAGAUUGAGAGCUGUGGAUCCACUUACUUUUGGCGUUUUAAGCUAUUCCUUUUGAGAAUUUUGUACCAGUCAAUGCAAAAAACACCCUCUGAGGUGAUGUGGAGGCCUUCGCAUGAGGACACAAAAGUAUUAAUAUUGGAUUCCCCUGGAAUGGGCAGUACUGAGGAUGAUCAUCAAGAAGAGGGAACUUCAAAACAGGCCAGCAAGCAGAGUUUGUGUGAAGUGAGCAAAGGAACAGACCCAGAUGACCCAGCAGAUGAUACUCUUGCCCACUCAAGUGACGUAGGAGGACAUGAGCCAAUGGAAGAGAAGCUCCUUGAAAUACAGGCACGAAUUGAAGCAGUAGAAAUGCACUUGACACGGGAACACAUGAAGCGGGUGUUGGGAGAAGUUUACUUGCAUACAUGGAUUACAGAGAACACCAGCAUUCCUACCAGAGGAGUCUGUGAUUUCUUAAUGUCUGAUGAAGGCUAUGAUGACAGAACAGCACGAGUGCUGAUUGGACAUAUCUUAAAGAAAAUGAACAAACAGACUUUCCCAGAGCACUGCAGCUUGUGUAAAGAGAUCCUGCCAUUCACAGAUCGCAAACAGGCGGUCUGCUCCAACGGCCACAUUUGGCUCAGGUGCUUUUUAACCUACCAGUCCUGCCAGAGUUUGGUAUACAGAAGGUGUCUGCUUCAUGACAGCAUUGCACGGCAUCCAACCCCAGAAGAUCCUGAAUGGAUCAAGAGGUUAUUGCAAGGACCUUGUACUUUCUGUGAUUCUCCUGUGUUUUAGAGAAAGCUGUGGGAAGCUUGAAGACAUUUUCUCUACUGCAUAAAACUCCAUUCAGCCUGGAAGGAGGCAGAAGGUGCAGGAGUAUAUCCAUUGUACUGAAGGAAGAAGACACUGUUCCUAAUCCUGUAAAUAGAACACUUGAAGUUCAAGAAGCUCAGUAGUGUAGUGACCCAUUUCAUACUCCAGAAACGAGAGCAUCCUCUGAGUACCUAGCACAAUGGAGUUUAUGGAACGAUUUUGAGGCAACCACGGACCCUGUUAAAGCAUCAGCAUUUGAUUGGAUACAUUUCCUUUUAUUGAAAGAUCAGAAAUCUGAGAAGCAGGCAGCCUGAACUCUGUCUCUGGUGAAAACUGGAUGCUUUUCUCAAGGGUGAGAGCAUCCCAAUCUGGCAGAAUGCAGGAGGCACUUCUUGAACAGUCUUGGUGGGAAGAGAGGGCUUCAGUCUGCAGUGCUCCUGUUUGUUUGCUUAAUCAGUACUGGCACUCGCUGUACCACAGAACAUUAAACUAUCAGAAAUAAUGUGUGAUUCUAAUAUUUCUUAAGUGACCCGCAUGUCAGUUUUAGCCACUUGAUAGAAGUCAGCCACUGCAUUAGAUCUUUCACUCCAUAACUAGCAAAAUUAUUCCUGGUAUUUCUCAGGGUUUGGGGAAAAAAUUGCAGUCAGAAAGCUAAAAAUCGGCAGCUUGUGCCAAAUAUGGAUCAAUAAGAGGAAGUUUUUAAAUCCUAAUGGUUAUAAGUAAACAAUAUUAGCAUUUAGAUAUUCCAUGUCAGAGACCCAAUUCUAAAAUAUAUAAUGUCUAGUACUCAAAUCUCCUUGUUUUUUUCUGAAAUAAGUUUUAACUAUUUACCACACUUGUGCCAACACCUGAUCUCUUCAGUUCAUUUCACACACUGUCAACAGGAACCACACUCCCCUGCUAUAUAACCCAGUAACCCGGCUAGUGCCACUUUUCCUUCCCUCCAAUCAGGCAGUGUGACUGUCUUCCAAAGCACUGCAAUAAUUUGGCCCCAAAACAAUCAUUUCUUGCUAUCAUUUGGUUUUCUUUAUUUACUAUAAAAAGCCAGUUUGCGUAUAAAAGAGAAAUAUUAAAUUAGAUCGGAAAUAUCUAACCAAAACAUUCGGAGUCUGGUGAAGCUGUUCUGUGUUAGUUGUAAAAUGAAAGAGAUGAUUAGAUCAGGUAUUCGGAAACAUACCUCUGAAUUAUCCAGGUGGAACCCGUUUGUCACUGAAACAGUGUUUUCUUUGACUGUCCCACUGGAUAAUUGUCCUUUCUGCCUCUGGGACCCAGCGUAUGUGGGGGACAUUUCCUCUUCAACUUUCUACAAAGUGCUAGAGGAAUAAUCCUUCCAAAACGAGUUUCUGUCAUUAGAAUCCAUCUUGUCUGGUUAAGAACCAUUUUCUCAGGCAAUCCAAAAUUCUGUUUCCACUUCCACCCUUAAAAACGCCAGUCCACUAGAUGCUCCCUGAAAAAAAAGGUGUUUAGUUGUUUUGUUUGUGGGAUGCAUGAUGUGUAAAAUUCACUUCUCCAGGCUUCUUCUUGUGUGGGAAGCAACAGUGUGAAUCUCCAGCGAAUCAGCUUGUCAUGCAUCAACAUUUUAUGUGGGCUCUGUUACAGAGCACAAAUACUAGAUUAGGUAUUUGAGAGCAGCAAGGAAUUAUCCAGACAGUAUUCAACAAAUGCAUGUGUGGAUUGGUGCUUAAGUUUUCUUGACUUAAUGACUAUGCACAUUUUCUUAAUGUUCCUUUACCCUUAUUAGGAGCAGUCACAUCUCACUUCAUAUUCAAACAAGCUAACUGCCUUUACAGUUCAGUGUUUCAUGUGUUGAGCAUGAUAAUGCUCCUACAAUAUACAAUAAUUCUAAUAAUUCAGAAGAUUAGAAAACCAUAAGCACAGAUAGAUUCAUUUGUAAAAUAACCAUAGCCUUGUCUGUGGUUUGAGCAUUGGCCUGCUAAACCCAGGGUUGUGAGUUCAUUACUUGGGGAUCUGGGGCAAAAUCAGUACUUGGUCCUGCUAGUGAAGGUAGGGGGAUGGACUCGAUGACCAUUUGGGGUCCCUUCCAGUUCUAUGAGAUAGGUAUAUCUCCAUAUAUAUUUUUUAUUAUUAUUUAUUACUGUAAUUGUAUUAAAGAAAUGUUUAGGGUUUUUUUGGUGUGCAUUACAAACUGAAAUAAACUUAGUGGUAUAUUUGCAAACAGCGUUUGUAGCUCCCAGUGUCAGCCAGCAAAGCAAGCAAUGGAAAACCAUUGUCAGUUGGAAUGCUCAGAGUUGCACUGACAUCUGUUGUAUGCUCAGUUUGAGGCAAGUACCAAGGUUAGAAUCAUAGAAUCUCAGGGGUGGAAGGACCCUCAGGAGGUCAUCUAGUCCAACCCCCUGCUCAGAGCAGGACCAAUACCCAGACAGAUUUCUGCCCUAAAUCCCUAAAUGACCCCUUCAAGGAUUGAACUCACUAUUCCCGGUAGGAUUCCUCUCCCUUCUCAGAUGCUACCUAACUCUCCCUUCUCUGGGGAAACAAAUGUCCUUUUUAAUCCAAUCUGAAUGCUGGGAUAGUCCAGGAUUGGUGGUGGGUAAUGGACUUGCAAAGUCAAGCUUUAUAGGCUCUUGUAAAAACAGUCCCCAUCAACUGGUCUUAGUCAAAUAUUCUGUUGCCCUUCUGAAAUAAUUCUAAUCUUGGGGAGCGUUAGAGGAGCUUUAUAAAUGAAAUUAAUUUUUCUGAUAAACUUGUUUUUGUAUCUGUUUCAGGCUUAGUGGUGGUAAAAUCUACUGGGCCACUGACGUGUUUCUAGGUCUGGCAGACCAGAAGCUGGGAAUGGGAAUAACGUACUCAUCCUUUUAACCCUCAGAGUCCGAUUUAGAGAUGGUGCCAUGUUCAAUCCUGUGGUGUUUUCUUUAUUUAAUAUUACUGCAGUUAACUGGCCCUGCAAAGGGAAAAGUUGAGGGCCAUGGAAGGGUUCAAAGAGGAGUUCUCAAGUUUGGUGCAUUUUUGACCUAAUGAUGAAGCUGGAAGUUACAUUUAUUCACUGAUCUUUUCAGGCCUAAAGGCCACUGAAAUGCAUUCUGGGGUGGGAACAUUUUAGCUGGCAGGCCACUCAGUUACCAGGCUGAAUGGAAGGUUAUUUAUUUCAUGUCUUCAAUUCCCGGAUUUCCCUUGUAUUUCAAAUUCAGCUCAUAAGAGAGCCUGACAAAGUUGCUGUGAAUAUUGAUGCUGUAUAUAUGGCACUUUUUGUAAAUGUGAAGCAAACUUGAAUGAUGUGUUUUGUAUACUGCAACAGUAGCAUUGUAAUCCCACCUUCUCUUUUUUUUUAUUCCAAAUAAACAGAUUAGUUCUUGUA
Molecule: messenger RNA, 5797 nt
Organism: Malaclemys terrapin pileata
Lineage: Eukaryota; Metazoa; Chordata; Testudines; Emydidae
Gene: GTF3C4
Product: general transcription factor IIIC subunit 4
Exons: 7
Coding region: 16-2466 (816 amino acids)
Biological process (GO): transcription initiation at RNA polymerase III promoter
Cellular component (GO): transcription factor TFIIIC complex
Molecular function (GO): histone acetyltransferase activity; protein binding
Source: RefSeq, a predicted model, not a curated record